Messenger RNA from Penicillium mononematosum, 1104 nucleotides. RefSeq lists its product as uncharacterized. The transcript has 3 exons. The record is from RefSeq and is a predicted model, not a curated record. NCBI's taxonomy places the organism in Eukaryota, Fungi, Ascomycota, Eurotiomycetes, Eurotiales, Aspergillaceae. Bases 1 to 1104 code for a protein of 367 amino acids.
AUGGCAAGCACUAUUGAGCAGGAUGAAACACGGGAUAAAAUUGCACAGCAACUUUCACCCACUCCCUUUGCAUGCUCUUCACUCACGCGUCUGUCUGGAGGCACAGCCAACUUCGUCUAUCGUGGCGUACUUGCCUCAACUGGACAAUCUAUCAUUAUCAAGCAUACUAAAGAUCACUCGGCCUCUAACUCAGGUUUUAAAAUCGAUGUCACGAGAUGCCACUUCGAGGUAGCUAUUCUUCGGGCUCUCGAUGGCCUGGCAAUGUAUAAAAAUGGCAGCAUAACCGCCAAGACACCACGCUUAUUGCAUUUCAAUCGGGAAACAGACACCCAGGUAUCCGAGGAUCUUCCAAAUUCAGUCGACCUAAAGACCUUCCUGCUCUCACAGGUCUCCCGUGACUUGUCCGAAUCCUCAGGGCGAGCCUUGGGUAGCGCCCUUGGAUCCUGGCUGAGAUCAUUUCACCAUUGGACAGCCGAGGAACAGCAAGUGGAAUCUACAAAACUUCUUGGCGAGAACAAAGCCAUGAAAGAAUUGAAGUUCUGGGCGAACUAUACUAUGCUCAUGAACACUAUUGAAAACUUUCCCGAUAUUCUAGAGAAGGAUCGUGAUAUUUUUGAGGAGGUUCGCGACCUCGCUGCAGCAGAGCUCGAACGUCAGAACUAUGAUGAAGGAUAUGGGGUUAUUCACGGUGACUUCUGGACUGGAAAUGUACUGAUUCCAAAUGUUCCUCUCACCCGCCAGUGUGAGACGGCUAUGUUCAUUGUCGAUUGGGAAUUGGCACAGAUUGGAAGCCGCGCACUAGACUUGGGCCAAAUGAUUGCUGAGCUGUAUGAAACAAAGCUGUUCAAGAAUCUGGACGGUGGAGUGUGGAUUAUCCAAGGGUUCUUGGAGGGAUAUGGGGCCCUCAACGAUGAAAUGGCAUUCCGCACUGCCAUCCACGUUGGUGUGCACCUGAUUUGCUGGGGAAGUAGAGUCCCUGGGUGGGGCACUGAAAAGCAAAUCGAGGAGGUGGUGAGGUUGGGAAGAGAUCUGAUCGUCCACGCCUGGGAAAAAGACAAGGACUGGUUCGUGGAAGGCACUCUUAGCUGCCUGUUCAAGGGUUAA